Condylura cristata (star-nosed mole) is the source of this 3145-nucleotide messenger RNA. It is a transcript of the gene EGR1, whose product is annotated as early growth response 1. The coding region runs from base 272 to 1897 and encodes 541 amino acids. Gene Ontology annotation, biological process: regulation of transcription by RNA polymerase II. The record is from RefSeq and is a predicted model, not a curated record. The transcript is spliced from 2 exons. Gene Ontology annotation, molecular function: DNA-binding transcription factor activity, RNA polymerase II-specific; RNA polymerase II cis-regulatory region sequence-specific DNA binding. NCBI's taxonomy places the organism in Eukaryota, Metazoa, Chordata, Mammalia, Eulipotyphla, Talpidae.
GCGCAGAACUCGGGGAGCCGCCGCCGCCAGCCGCCGCCGCCGCCAGCUUCCGCCACCGCAGGACCGGCCCCUGCCCCAGCCUCCUAAGCAGCGCCGCGUCCACGCCGGCCGGCGGCCGGGGCCAGCCUGGGGAGUCCACCUGCGCUCUCCACAGUGUGUCCCGCGCCACGCAUGUGACCCGGCCAGACCCCCGAAAGUGUGUCCCCUGCAGUUCUGACCCCGGGCUGCGCCCGCCCGCCCCAGUACCAGCUCUCCAGCCCGCCGGCUCGGGAUGGCCGCAGCCAAGGCCGAGAUGCAGUUGAUGUCCCCACUGCAGAUCUCAGAUCCGUUCGGCUCCUUUCCUCACUCGCCCACCAUGGACAACUACCCUAAGCUGGAAGAGAUGAUGCUGCUGAGCAACGGGGCUCCCCAGUUCCUGGGUGCCACCGGGACGCCGGAUGGCAGUGGCGGUAACAGCAGCAGCAGCGGGGGCAGUGGAGCUGGAGGGGGCGGCAGCAACAGCAGCAGCAGCAGCAGCGCCUUCAACCCUCAGGGGGAGUCGGGCGAGCAGCCCUACGAGCAUUUGACCGCAGAGUCUUUUCCUGACAUCUCUCUGAAUAAUGAGAAGGUUCUAGUGGAGACGAGUUACUCCAGCCAAACCACUCGGCUGCCCCCCAUCACCUACACUGGCCGUUUCUCUCUGGAGCCUGCACCCAACAGUGGCAAUACCUUGUGGCCGGAGCCCCUCUUCAGCCUGGUCAGCGGCCUUGUGAGCAUGACCAACCCGCCUGCCACCUCCUCCUCGGCGCCUUCUCCAGCGGCUUCUUCCUCCUCUGCCUCCCAGAGCCCACCCCUGAGCUGUGCAGUUCAGCCUAAUGACAGCAGCCCCAUUUACUCGGCGGCACCCACCUUCCCCACGCCUAACACUGACAUCUUCCCUGAGCCACAAAGCCAGGCCUUCCCUGGUUCAGCAGGCACUGGUCUCCAGUACCCGCCUCCUGCCUACCCUACCGCCAAGGGUGGCUUCCAGGUCCCCAUGAUCCCUGACUAUUUGUUUCCACAACAGCAGGGGGACCUGGGCCUGGGCACCCCAGACCAGAAACCCUUCCAGGGCCUGGAGACCCGAACCCAGCAACCUUCGCUCACGCCACUCUCUACCAUCAAGGCCUUUGCCACACAGUCAGGCUCUCAGGACCUGAAAGCCCUCAACAACACCUACCAGUCCCAGCUGAUCAAACCCAGCCGCAUGCGAAAGUACCCUAAUAGGCCCAGCAAGACACCCCCUCACGAACGCCCCUAUGCCUGCCCGGUGGAGUCCUGUGACCGCCGCUUCUCCCGCUCAGACGAGCUCACCCGCCACAUUCGCAUCCACACCGGCCAGAAGCCCUUCCAGUGUCGUAUCUGCAUGCGCAACUUCAGCCGCAGCGACCACCUCACCACCCACAUCCGCACCCACACGGGCGAGAAGCCCUUUGCCUGUGACAUCUGUGGGAGGAAGUUUGCCAGGAGUGAUGAACGCAAGAGGCAUACCAAGAUCCACUUGCGACAAAAGGACAAAAAAGCAGACAAAGGAGUCGUGGCCUCUUCGGCCACCUCCUCCCUGUCUUCCUACCCGUCUCCAGUGGCUACCUCUUACCCCUCCCCAGUCACUACCUCUUACCCAUCCCCAGCCACCACCUCAUACCCCUCUCCUGUGCCCACCUCCUACUCCUCCCCAGGCUCCUCCACCUACCCUUCCCCCGUGCACAGUGGCUUCCCGUCACCCUCGGUGGCUACCACGUUCUCCUCGGUGGCUCCUGCUUUCCCGGCCCAAGUCAGCAGCUUCCCAUCCUCAGCUGUCACCAACUCCUUCAGUGUCUCCACAGGGCUUUCGGACAUGACAACAACUUUUUCUCCCAGGACAAUUGAAAUUUGCUAAAGGGAGAAAAGGGAAAUGAGAAGGAAAGAAACACAGAGACUUAAAAAGGACAGGAGGAGGAGAAGGUCACAGGAGGGGGGAGCCUCUUAGUUCAGAUGGAGGUUCCCAGAGCCAAAUCCUCCCCCUCUACCCGGCCCUAGGGUCAGAGUGAAAGGUCUGUUGGCCAACAAUUCUUCCUGUCUGCUUCCCCUUCCUCCCCAGUUCCUACUCCUUUUGAAUCCAGCUGCCUGAAACAGCCAUGUCCAAGUUCUCCACUUCUAUCCAAAGAACUUGAUUUGCAUGGAUUUUGGAUAUAUCUUUUCAGUAUCAUCUCCAUCGUAUGCCUGACCCCUUGCUCCCUUCAAUGCUAGAAAAUUGAGUUGGCAAAAUGGGGUCUGGGCCCCUCAGAGCCCAAUUCUGUACCCUUGUACAGUGUCUGUGCCAUGGAUUUCAUUUUUCUUGGGGUACUCUUGAUGUGAAGAUAAUUUGCAUAUUCUAUUGUAUUAUUUGGAGUUAGAUCCUCACUUUGGGGGGAGGGGGGGAAGAAAAGCCAAGCAAACCAAUGGUGAUCCUUUCUUUUGUGAAGAUGCUGUGACAAUUAAGUUUUAAGCUUUUUUUGAAACAGCAGUACUUGGUAUUAAUCAGAGCAUGUGUCAGAGUGAUGUUCCGUUAACCUUUUUGUAAAUAUUGCCCAAUUGUACUCUCACAUGUGGCAAAAUAUGGUUUGGUUUUUCUCUCUCUCUUUUUUUUUUUAAGUUUUUUUUUAUUUUUUUUUAGUUUUUUUGUCCAUUUGGUUUAAAAAGUUUCACGUCUUGGUGCCUUUUGUGUGAUACGCCUUGCUGAUGGCUUGACAUGUGCAAUUGUGAAGAAAGUGCUCCCCUCUAGCCUUAAGGGGGGGCAAGGAGUAAUGACUUGGGGGGAGGCUUUGGGAGCAAAAUGAGAAAGAGGGCUGAGUUCAACUGCAGUUCUCCAGAAUGUAAGAAAACAAAAUGUAAAACAAAAUUUGAACUCUCAAAAGUCUAUUUUUUUAACUGAAAAUGUAAAUUUAUAAAUAUAUUCAGGAGUUGGAAUGUUGUAGUUACCUACUGAGUAGGCGGCGAUUUUUGUAUGUUAUGAACAUGCUGUUCAUUAUUUUGUGGUUUUAUUUUACUUUGUACUUGUGUUUGCUUAAACAAAGUGACUGUUUGGCUUAUAAACACAUUGAAUGCGCUUUAUUGCCCAUGGGAUAUGUGGUGUAUAUCCUUCAGCAAAAUUAAAAGGAAAAUAAAA